Solenopsis invicta (red fire ant) is the source of this 927-nucleotide messenger RNA. RefSeq lists its product as uncharacterized. Lineage: Eukaryota; Metazoa; Arthropoda; Insecta; Hymenoptera; Formicidae. The record is from RefSeq and is a predicted model, not a curated record. The transcript has a single exon. Bases 1 to 927 code for a protein of 308 amino acids.
AUGGAGCUCAUGACUCGAGUGUUAGAGAGCUUAAAAUGCAAAAUAUAUAAAAGGUUCUAUUGGACGGACCCCAAAAUAGUUUUAGCGUGGAUAAAUUCUCCUUCACGAAAAUGGCAAGAAUUUGUCGCGAAUAGGGUCAGCGAAAUACAUAAUAAUUCCUCACCUUCCGAAUGGAGGCACGUUGGAUCUAAAGAUAAUCCAGCGGAUUUAAUAUCAAGGGGUACAACUCCCGAACAAAUAAUAAAGUCAAAUGUUUGGUGGAAAGGACCAUCCUGGUUAAGACAAGAUCUCGAUGCGUGGCCGGGGGAGGGUGAGGAGUUAUCGUUGGAAAAUAUUCCUGAAGAGAGAAAACAUAUUGUAACAGCAAUAGUUAGCAAAAUAGAAGCGAUUAUAGAAUAUAGGAGGUUUUCCUUAUUAAAGAAACUGUUUAGAGUAGGAGCGUAUGUUCUAAGAUUUAUGUACAACAUCAAAUGCAAAAAAGAAAAGCGUAAGAAGGGAACAAUAAGUGUAACAGAAAUCAAUGACGCAAAAUUAAUGAUAGUAAAGGCAGUACAAGCUGAGGAAUUUAAAGACGAGUUAAACGCGUUAAAGGUCAAUAAUAAAAUAGCUUCAAAAUCUAGACUUAUCGCUCUCCAUCCGUUACUGGAUAAAGACGGAGUAAUAAAGGUAGGCGGAAGAUUAAAACACUCGAUGUUACCCGAAGAAAGCAAGCAUCCAAUGGUCAUUCCAUCGUCGCAUCACUUCACAACAUUGCUGAUGAUACACUACCACGAAAAAUUACUACACGCCGGUGCGCAGACUACAUUAAACGCAAUAAGGGAAGAAUUUUGGCCUAUACUCGCCAGAAAUAAAUUAAAGGGCAUUAUACACAAAUGUGUCAAGUGUCGUAAGGCCGAUCCCAAGGCUAGUUGGCAAUUAAUGGGUUAA